GGUUCAUUAGUGUCUGGAUCCAGGGAGGAGGGACAUGUUAGGCAGUCACAAUUCCAAAGUGGUCAGAGCAAGACCUCUCAAUUUGAACUCAGUACACAGAACUAUAUCCGUGUAAAGAGUGAUUUUAUUUUUCCGAAAGUUACUUGGUUGGAUAAGAAGUGAAGCCCAGCUCUGCUCUCGAAGUGUCGAUGCCGUCUCUUUGACGGAUAUUAUCACGGUGCUGUGUGGGAACGCAGCAUCAGGAGUAGCAGUGCACUCAAGCCUCCCUCGGUCUGUUGGAGGCGUCUGAGACGCGUUCGCUCUUGGUUACGCACGCGAAACUACUUUUAUAUUUCUGCUCGAAUAAGACAUCUGUCUUUUGGAUACACACACACACCAAUACUUCUACUGAGAGUGGACAUAAUAGCGUAUAAUAAUUUUACAUCGAUGUUUUGGAUGCACAGAUGAGAGAUCCAGUUUACACAGGGACUGCCAUGGCUUAUCACCCUUUUCACGCUCACCGGCCGGCCGACUUUCCUAUGUCAGCCUUCCUUGCAGCUGCACAGCCUUCCUUCUUUCAUGGACUUACGCUGUCUCACGGCGCUCUUCCCAAACCCCUAUCCGACCAUCCUCUCUCUGGAGCCGCGGAAGCGGGACUCCACGCGGCGUUGGGUCAUCACCACCAAGUGGCUCAUCUCCGCUCCCUCAAGAGCUUGGAGCCGGAGGAAGAGGUGGAGGACGACCCAAAAGUCACUCUGGAGGCCAAGGAUUUAUGGGACCAAUUUCACAAAAUAGGAACCGAGAUGGUUAUUACGAAAUCAGGAAGGUAAGGACCUUUAUUUACUGUUACGUGUGCAUACUGCUGCAUAAGUUUAUUUGAUUAGGAAAUGGUCAUAUAAAUGAAUCACUCAAACAAUAGUAAUAUUCUGGAUCAAGCAAUAGUAAUCCAAAAGGUGGUGGCACUGAAUAUAUAUAUAUAUAUAUAUAUAUAUAUAUAUAUAUAUAUAUAUAUAUAUAUAUAUAUAUAUAUAUAUAUAUAUAUAUAUAUAUAUAUAUAUAUAUAUAUAUAUAUAUGAGUGAAGUAGGUUGUAGUAUAUAUAUAUAUAUAGCAUAGUGUUUAUACAUUGGGCCUUUAGAGGUAGGCCUAUAAUAGGCCUACCAUGAGAAAUAGACUAAUUACCAAAUUCAAUCAAUCAAUCAACCAAUGCAUGCAUGCAUGUGUCGAAACAAAUGUGUUUGAAGAGGGAAAAGGUUAAGUGGUUUGGUUAGGCUGUUGAACUUUUGUGCUGAAUUCCAAGGCCUGCCCUUAGAAUUAUUGGUGUAGCCUACAUCUCCCUUGGUUUCAGUAUUUUUGCAUAAUCUUUAUCACUCUCGUUUUACUCUAUUGCAGGAGGAUGUUUCCCCCAUUCAAAGUUCGCGUCAAUGGCGUUGAUAAGAAAGCCAAGUAUAUCCUCCUUAUGGAUAUAGUCUCUGCUGACGACUGCCGCUACAAGUUCCACAACUCGCGUUGGAUGGUAGCUGGGAAAGCUGACCCGGAGAUGCCCAAACGAAUGUACAUCCAUCCGGACAGCCCUGCCACAGGAGAGCAGUGGAUGGCGAAGCCUGUUGCUUUUAAUAAACUGAAGUUGACGAAUAAUAUAUCGGACAAGCAUGGAUUUGUAAGUAUUUUGUUGAUUUAAUUUUAUAAUGUCUCGAUGAAAGAUAUGAAUUAGGCUUUUUAGUCAAACCAACCUGGCUGUUGAAAAUGGUUCAAUGCUGAUAUUCCUAUCAGGCCAUUUUGUAGACGCAAUCAAUCAAUUCAUAUUAUAAUGAGGUACGUAUGCCUAGAAUAAUGCAUAUGUAAAGUCGUUGGAAGGUAUAACACCAGUUGAUCAAUUAUUUAACCUUCAUUGAUAAGCAACAACAAUGAAAAGGAAAUCACAAAAAUAUUGGUAACACUGUAGUAAUCCACCAUGCAUCUCUAAAGGAGUUUUAAGGCUCAACAACAGUGGUUGAGAUUUUAUUUAUUGUUUUUUUAAAGUAUUACAUUCGUGGUAUGUUUUGGUGCGUAGCAGAGUGUCAAAGUAUGGGAUUAAGUCAAGUAUAGCAAGAACCAGGUCGAAGACAAGAGGACAUACUUUUUCCAUCUCUUGUGUUGGAUUUGUGAGUCUCUUCAGGCGACCUUAUACAUCUUGUUCGACCUAUUUUAGUACGAUGCUAUGCCUUGAGCUCAAGAGCAAAAUUCAUAGAUGUUUGAUCCCAAGGUGUUUCAUUUCAGUACAAUUUGGAUAGAAAUAUUGCAAGAAGGGCACGUGGAAAUGUUAGCAGAUACUCGCUCAACGCUUACAUGCAAUAACAACUACGUAUUCCAAAUGCUUUCCAAUAGGUUAUUGCCCAUGUCGGCAUAUAGGCCAGUAUUUUGAAUAUGAUUUGAAUACAGUUUUGAUUUUACGGCAUUGUGCUAAAGUAAUUCAGUUAUUGCUGCCUGCUAUUGUCGUUUUUCUCAUGUCUAGUGCAGGUUAUGCCAAUCCAAAUUAGUCAAGCGUUACAAGAGCUGUUAAUUUCAUAACCAUGUUUAGGCUACGCCUUUAUGAAAGUCCUUGACACAUUUUCAAAUAUGUUGCAAAUGCUUCAUACUUCUUUACAUUAAUUGACAAGUGCAAUAAAACAUUUUAGAAAAGUUUAUAUAAAUGCAUAAUCCCACGUAACCGUUUUAUAUAGGACUGGCUACAUGUAAUAACAUCAGUAAUAGGCUAAUGAUAAGGCAUAAUCAUAAUUGUGAUAUAUUCUUACAAAUAACAAGUUCCACAAUAGAAGCUGGAUGGUAGGCACCUACUCGGCCCCAAUGCAAAACAUUCGGUCAGUCUUCAUUGUCAGUAGGCUUAUAAACGCUCGAAAUAGUUGACCAACUGUUGUCAUGCUUGUUUGUUGUCUACGUUUGUUACGUAAAAUCAUGGUUUAAGGAAAUCAUCGGCUUUUACAAAUUAAUAAUGCAUUAUGAAACACAGUGUGUGUCUCUCUUUGGUGGGGUGUAUAAAUUCCCUGGAAUAAUACAAUAAUAUAUUGUCAUCAUCAUCUCAGUUCAAACCAAAACGUGUAUCACCAUGAUCACCUUAUAACAUAUUUUCUGUUUCUUUGCAAUCUCAGACUAUCCUGAAUUCGAUGCAUAAAUACCAGCCCAGGUUUCAUAUCGUGAGGGCCAACGACAUUCUGAAGCUCCCUUACAGCACCUUCCGGACAUACGUUUUUCCAGAGACAGAUUUUAUAGGUGUCACUGCAUAUCAGAAUGACAAGGUAAGCUUCACUAGAAAGUGUGUGCGUGUUGUUUCAUAGUUUCACAGUUGCAUAAGUUCUCAAAAAUCUAAAUAUAAUGGGGAUAUAUGCUUUAAACAGUUGGACCAGUCAGUUAUCUGGACUUCGUUAGGAAUCUUUACUCAAUAACCUAUCUUAUGUUGAUGUUAAUUAGAGUACAUGUUGAAGUGGCCUGGUGGCUUGAUGGUAGGCUUGUGUAAAGUUUAUGGUACAGAGUCACAAUCGAUUAGAAGGCACUUAUCUUCACUAUGUCCUCGGGCUACUGCAUGGAGACUCCAAAGCAGUUCUGAACAAUCAAAGCAUGCAAUACACUAAGGCAAAGCAUGAACACAGCUUGGAAAGACUCAUAGGACAGACGAAAAUUAAUAUAUGAACGGAUAGUAUUGUUCCUAAAUGAACAAGGCCAGUAUAGGUGUGCCACGAAAGUUUAAAUAGUAGCAUUCAGUCUCUGAGAAUUACAUCAGCAUAUAAUAGUCGAAAUGUUAGGUAUAGCACUUUCCUUUUAGAAGAAUUAUGAAUAAUUGAUCGGCUUUAGUAAUUACACAUCAUCAACAGAGAUGCUUGUCUUGCCUCUCCAGAGGGCACGAGCUAACAAGCGCAGCAGUCCCCAGCACCAUACACUUGCUAUUGUUACUUACAAUUAUUAUUCCAUCAAUAAUGCCUGUUGAAUUAAUGGUAUUAUUUUGCUCAUCAAUGGCAUUAGUAUUAUUAGUGGUAGUACGCCAAGCAAUUUAAGAAUAGUUCAGUGGUACUUUUCCAUGUAAUACAUUUUACUAUUUUAAGGAUACCAUUGUUGAUUGCCAUGCACUCUAAUUUUCUCUACAGAUUACACAGCUCAAAAUUGAUCACAACCCCUUUGCCAAAGGGUUCAGAGACACGGGAAAUGGACGACGAGAAAAGAGGUAUAUUAUUUUCUUCGAUAUUGAAUUGAAUGACCCUGAAAAUAUGAUAAUGAGUUGAGAAUACUUGCCUCAUUGGGAUAACAACAAUUAGCAGACUGAGCAAUACUGUGUAGUAGACUGCUUGCAUGAUCAAAAGUGAUUCGAUCACACAAUACAGAUGCAUUAACUAAUCUCAGUUCGGUCUGCAGGAAGCAGUUAACCCUUCCAUCGCUGCGCAUGUAUGAGAACCGGGACCUCGUAGGGCACCGGGACUGUGCCGACUCGGAUGACUCCUCCUGUGAACAAACCACCGGAAGGGACUCGGUUCAUUCUCCACUGGGACCUGUUACCAGUCCACUGAGGUUCAACCGAACCAGUCGAGGUAAGUCCUCUCAUUAAGCAUGUGUUUACAUUCAUUUGCAUGUCCACUAAUUGGUCAUUUUGAAGAUGCCAGUAAUUUAAUAAGACUCGAUAAUUAAAAAUGGGAACAAAACUGAAGGUAUGUUGUUAUUAUGUGUCAUUAAGCUGAGCAGAAUGUUUUCUGGAUGAUUUACAAUUGGAUGAGAGAGAAAUAUAAGAAGAAAAAAUAACAGAGGAUAAGUGGAGAAAUCUGCAUGCUGUGCGAUCUUAGUUGUGAUAGGCUAUUGGUUUAGGGACAAGUUAUAAAGGUGCUGUAGAACAGGAGAAACAAUAACAUACAGGAAGAUUUCUUUAUCCAGGGUAUAGUAUUUCCAGGGGCGCAACUUUGGUUUUAGAAGUGGGGGGGACAUAACUAUAUAUAUAUAUAUAUAUAUUAUCCAGUCAGUUAAACACUCCAAACAGCUUACCCGUUCGCUCGGAGGCGUCCACAUGGUCCUAAAGCAAACCAUUGGCUCGUUUUGUAUCACAUUCCAAUGAUACAACUGGGGGGGACAAAAAUACAAUUUCAGAAUGUGGGGGGACAUGUCCCCAGUGAAAGUUGUGCCCCUGCCCAUAUCCAUUGCUCUAUAAAACAUGUAGGCUGGGCCUCAUGCAUCAGUGUGACAAAUGCGCCAUCUACUGACAGGUCCAUAAACAUUCAGCCCCUUGAUUACUGUAGUAUGCAUGGUAUUCAGAUUAUUAUUCGAUAGUUACGCAUUAGAUAAGCAACCAAGCACUAAACGUUGGCCUAGUUCAACUGCGGAAGCUUUAUAGAACGACUUUAAACAAAAUGUAUGCUAACCUCACCAACGAACCAUGCAUUUUUACGCGCGGAAGGGAAGUCGUUAGGAAUGUUAACACUAAAUCACGACUCCUUCCUUGAAAUAAUAUAUAAGGUAAUGCUACGCAUGUACUGGUUGUGAUUUUAAAUGGUUGUAGCACACUGGAAGCUAUGCAAAUGCUACUCACAUAGCCUAUAGUUAUUUUUGCUUUGUGUCAUAUGGGUAGGCUAUAAGUUACUGUAGGGGUUUUACUCACAUUAUGUUAUAUUCUAUCAUUUCAUUUCGAUAUUUUAAUGGAAGUUCGGAAUAAUGUUUUACAGACGACAAGAACUGCACUGACAGUGAUCAGGAGCUUGACCCACAAGAGGAGCGCUCCAUCGCAGCCAGCAGCCCACGGCCUGAACCAACCUCUCCUUUCAGCCCUAAAGGCGAUGACAGCGUGAGAGAUAGGCCACUGCUGGAAAAGAAGAGCGACUACCUGGAUUCAAGGAAAGAGAGCGACUCUGUGUUCAGUAUUCGAAAUCUUGAAAAGGACAAGUUAGAUCAUAAGCACCGCAAAGAGACGGAUCCUACAAAGAAAGACACGGAAAGUGGGGGCAUCAGUGGGGUCAACGAUGGGUUUUCUCCUCUGAUGGUACAGACAGAGAGCCCAUCACACUUCAGCGCGAGUCACCUGCAGAGUCUGGCCCUUUCCGGUUUCCACAGUCAACAGUUCUUUAACCCUUUGAAUACGGGACAAAUGUUGUUCCACCCCGGACAGUUUUCGAUGGCACCAGGGGCAUUCUCCAACAUGGGUAUGGGGCAUCUGUUGGCCUCUAUGUCCGGAGCUAAUGGCCUGGAAAACGGAGGCCUCUCCUCUCAAAGUGCGGGCCCUAGUCCCUUCCCAUUCCACCUGUCACAGCACAUGCUAGCGUCUCAGGUAAACAUUUACUUCAACUCUAAUAUCUAGGCUACAGACAAGCUUGCAUGAAGGUAGCAAUGCAUAUAGACCAAAUAAUAGUAAUGUCCUCUUAACAACGAAUUAGCCUACAUUAUGUAGCCUAUGGAACACAAUAGGCUAUUUCUAUACGUUUUCCUGCACAAACUUCUACAAUUAAAACAUAUUUUUUGCAUCACUUUCAAGUGCAUUCAUAAUAAAUGAUUUCAGUAGGCCUAUGAUCAAUUGAAUGUCGAUUUAUGACUAUAUAGUUUCACUGGAGAAUGACUAAAGCCUAGUUUAUUGUCUAGUUUAUUGGGCUAUUCAAAACAAAAUUGGGAUCUUGUGUAUAACAUUUUUGAUUUAAUUGAGAACAUGAUAAUAUACUUUCUUUUAAUUAUGGAUAGAUAUAGGCCUACUUUUGUAAUCGUAGUAGAUUAGAUUAUUUUAAUAGCCUAUAACACAGUGUCGUUUAAACAUCAGAGACAGAGAGACAAAAAUGCAGCUAAGAAUCCAAGAAGUACGACAGGCCUGGAAUUCUGUUUGUAUAGCAUUUGUACAUGUAUAAUAACGCGAUUAUUUUUUAAACACAGGGAAUUUCGAUGCCACCUUUUGGGGGAUUGUUCCCGUAUCCAUACAACUACAUGGCAGCUGCUGCUGCUGCGGCCUCUGCCCUCCCCAACUGCACUGCAGCCUCCACAUUGGGCAGAAACCAUUUCCUCACCACCUCCCGACAAAGACUGCGAUUCAACCCUUAUCAGAUGCCCACGUCUAUUCCUCCAAGCACUAACCUGCUUACAACAGGGCUGCCGGGCAGUUUAAACGCAGCAUCCGACCUGUCCAAAUCAGGCAGCAGAGAAACAAGUCCUGUAUCUGAGCACCACAGCCACAAAGCGUCCAGCCAGACGACAGCAUCCCCCAAAACAUCUGUGAAGGAUUCCACUAACGAACUGCUAAAUAUACAGAGGCUGGUCAGAGGACUGGAAAAACCCAGAGAAAUGUCUCCUGCCAUUGACUCUCAAAAGUGACGAAAAUCACCUGUUCAAUCAAGGUGUCUUUGAGGUGAUUCUUUCGGGCUAUACAGUUGUGCUGAGAGUUAGAUGGGUGGGUGAUGUGGGCUGAAGAGGUGACCAACAGGGGAGUUCAUCAAACGAGAUACUAUAUCGGUGAUAUAGAUCCCUUAACGUCAGUGUAUAACUGUGUAUGGAGAGCAUCUAGGCCCCUGAAGGAAACAGAGGAUAUUGGUAGGCUAUUGAUAAGGAAAAAGCUACAUCCAAAAAAUACAUUACAAUAGAUUUCAAAAGGGAUGGAAAG
Molecule: messenger RNA, 7562 nt
Organism: Coregonus sp. 'balchen'
Lineage: Eukaryota; Metazoa; Chordata; Actinopteri; Salmoniformes; Salmonidae
Source: the annotation of a GenBank genome assembly